Messenger RNA from Vollenhovia emeryi, 1359 nucleotides. RefSeq lists its product as uncharacterized. The transcript is spliced from 8 exons. NCBI's taxonomy places the organism in Eukaryota, Metazoa, Arthropoda, Insecta, Hymenoptera, Formicidae. Gene Ontology annotation, cellular component: cytoplasm. Bases 118 to 1083 code for a protein of 321 amino acids. The record is from RefSeq and is a predicted model, not a curated record.
AAUGGCAAUACGUCUGAUGCGUCAGAUAACUCGCCACUCGGUGCGGUCCGUGCGGUUAAAGUUAAAACUGAUUAAGACACCUUGUGUCUCUGCCUCGUUCGCAGCAGCUGGAAUGCGAUGACUCCCCUAGCCUUCCUGAUUUGUAUCUUCGUGACAGCGAGCUUCGUGGACACGCACAGAUAUAACGAUUAUGAUGUCCCACAGCAGGACGAAAAUGUUAUGCAAUUGCUGCAUAUACUGGAUGAUAACGAAUACAGCACUGAGAAACGUAGGAACGUUGAAGAGUCUGAGAAUUGGCAUGGGCGUUGGACGCCUGACAGACCGGGCGAUCCGAAACCACUUCAUUGGUCUGGACGUUGGAUGCCUGACAGACCGGACGAUCCAAAACCCCCGUCCAAGGUGUUGCCGAAAAAUCAGCAAUACGAAUACGAAUCUGUAAUGGAAUUUCCUCACGAGAUGUACAUGGGCCAUGUGUCACCAGAUUGUGACGAUGCUAAGACCAACUUAAGUAUUGACUGGGAUCAUACUCCAGCGGAAUAUACAUGCUACGGUCAUAAUAUCGAACCGAGUCACAUUAUUAGACCAAGAAUUUAUUGCGAGAACAUCCCGAAGAUGUAUAAGGCUGCUCAUAAAUGUAUGAACCAGCGAAUUGAAUACGACGACGAUAUUCCACUUUAUGGUCCCCAUAGACCUUUGUGGCCAGUUUAUGGAGAAUACGAGUUCUUGCCCAAACAGAGAUGGCUGCAUAGUCUCGAGCACGGUGCGAUCGUCAUGCUGUAUCAUCCGUGCGCAAAUCCACUAGAGGUAGAACGUUUGAAAAGUCUCGUUAAGAAAUGUCUCUGGCGGCACGUUAUCACACCGUACAGUUAUUUGGAUGCAAGACGACCCUUGGCGCUUUUGUCCUGGGGAUGCAGAUUGACCAUGUCUUACUCGGAUCCCACAGUGGUGAACUACUUUAUACGGAAAAAGGCCAUUCACGGCCCGGAAAGGAAUGGUAACGAUGGCCAGUUCGCGGAUGGGCUGCUGAGUCGAUCGAACAUAGUGACAGAUCGAGUUGAUUCCAUGCUUUGUCCUAAUACGUAAACAAAUUGUACAUAAUUACAGAAAUAGCGCGAUAUCUCCUUCAUUUACUAAACUUGUAACUUGCAUUUGUAUUUUGUAUAUAUUAUUUAUUUGAUGUGUCUUGUUAUUUGUUAUUGCGUACUUACAUGUAUAACGUUUAAUUAGAAUGGAAUUUAUUUGCGUGUGAUUUCGAAGCUACUUUAGUAAGUGAGCUUGUUUCCUACAUAGCUUGUAAUUAGACCUACUUGUAAAUUAGAUCUAACAAGAUAUUAUCUACAAUAAAUCAUAUGUGAAUAC